UUGGGUUACCUGUGUCCCGUAGCGGGUUGAUCCUAACCACACAAUGGCACAUGCUUUCAACAAAAUGAAUGAUUUAUCAGUAGUACCUUUUUAGGAAUCCAUGAAGGACGCUGUAAAAGAAACCUUAAAGGAGUGAACACAAUAGCGGACAUUUAAGCUGACAAAAGCUAAAUGACUACUAUGGUACAAGUGGUGGCGAUUGUUCUUAUCUGCUUGGUGACAUGCGCAAUUUGUAUGCCCAUAGAAGCUGCCGGAUCAGGUGAUGGGAACCCUGCAGUACAUGUUGCCCACGAUGAGCCAGGUAAUGCAAUGCGAGAUCACAAGCCGAAGUUCGUGGACAAUAGUAGAGGCGUCUAUAUGCAUGCGCAUGACUUCGGACGCAAACCUGGAGCCCCACGCCAAGCAUUUCAUGCACAGUACAGUCACGCAUCAGGCGGUAUCGGUAAAUCCGACCACAAGCGCUCCCUCAGCGAGAAAAUGAUGAAAAUGUUCAAUGUCAGGUUACCAAGAAGUUAAAAUCUGCAAGAUGCGCACGGGUGAAUGUACGCCAGUAGAGGUGAAACGCACUGUGCUUAGUAUUGAUAGACAAUUACAAAAAUUAAAACUGUAAAACUGUUUUUUAAUAUAUAAUCUUUGUAAAACAGCUCUCGUUUUCAAUAAAAUUGAUAAAAAAUGA
Messenger RNA from Nematostella vectensis (starlet sea anemone), 676 nucleotides. RefSeq lists its product as uncharacterized. NCBI's taxonomy places the organism in Eukaryota, Metazoa, Cnidaria, Anthozoa, Actiniaria, Edwardsiidae. Bases 172 to 516 code for a protein of 114 amino acids. The transcript is spliced from 6 exons. The record is from RefSeq and is a predicted model, not a curated record.